AUGGAUACUCCUCUUCAUGACCUCUGCGACACUUCGGACCUUUUGCGGUGCUAUGAGCUAUGCAUUGCCUACGCAUUCAACGUGUGUGUAGAGCGUCUUCGCGGCGGGGCGGGGCGCCUCGUGUCCUCGGAGUCAGGGCGUUGUCUUUCCCGCGCCGCGCGGGGCAAAGAUCCUCAGCUGAGCCGGGGCAAAGAUCUCCCCGGAGCACCGCGCCGCUGCUCCGCGCGCGGUGGACUGGGACCGCCACAGGCGGCGCCCGCGCCGCUCCAAAACAUCGCGGUCCUGGGCGGUCCGAAGGGGCUGGGGACCUACUUGGCAGCCUUUGCACACAAUGAGAUGCAGAGAUAUUUGCCGAUGUCGAUGGAGUCCUGGGAUGAUCCGCCUCUGGCGGUGCCCAUGCCCACAGCGCCUGAAACCAGGCCACAGCCCUCCUUGCGCGUCACGCGCGAGGGAGCACGUGAGUCGAGCCCUGUGGGGCGGGACACCUACAUGAACUUCAGUGGCCAAUCUCACAAGCUGGAUGGUGGUUAA
Messenger RNA from Durusdinium trenchii, 531 nucleotides. The record is from the annotation of a GenBank genome assembly. Lineage: Eukaryota; Dinophyceae; Suessiales; Symbiodiniaceae.